Molecule: messenger RNA, 1335 nt
Organism: Diaporthe amygdali
Lineage: Eukaryota; Fungi; Ascomycota; Sordariomycetes; Diaporthales; Diaporthaceae
Product: natterin-like protein
Exons: 4
Coding region: 1-1335 (444 amino acids)
Source: RefSeq, a predicted model, not a curated record
AUGUGCACAAAGAAAAUCCUGGCAUUUGGAGCCGCACUUUUGGCGCUCCAGCCUGUCCUGGCAGUUCCUGUCGCCGACAAUGCUCCGGCAAGACUUCUCCCACGCAACGACACUAAAGUGGUUGACCCUCCCAAAGACGCCAAGCCAGAUGUUACAGAGAUACCGGAGAUGACACCAGAGGAGCUCCAAGAACUUAUUGAUUACUUCAAGGACGAAGGCAUGCAGCUUGAAACUAGGACCUACGAGAUCGACGAGCUUGCUGCUAGGAAUGAGCAACUCAUCUCUGGAGAUGUUUCACUUCUUAAACGCCAGAGCGGGACAUCCAAAGAUGGCCCUUUCCUCUCGUUCCUGGACGGCGAAGUAAAGCCAGGCACAAACCCGCAGUGCGAGGACUUUACUCUCAACGGGCCUUUUACAAAUAUCCAUGUGUUCAUGGGCUCAAGCAACUUGCGCGGGAUCAAGGCCACAAGCUUCUCAGGCAACACAUCAGAGUUGCACUCCAACGUAUCCCUCGCAGAUGCCGAGUUCACAUUUACCGAUAAUGAGCGCAUUACCAAGUUUUCGAUUGCUCGUACCAGCGCAGAUAGCAUCUACGUUUCUGGUUUCAGAUUCGACACCAACGCGGGGAAUUCAUUUGAAAUCCUCGGUUCUAUCUUCUCGCUCCCCGAUUCAACUGGCCCCGUUUAUGUUGAUAUCCCCGUCGGAUCCGGAAUCCUGGCUAGACUCCGCGGCACCAACUGCGAUUCCAUGGAGAUCUUCGGCAGUUUCGGCGUUGACUUUCUUGACGAGCUUGACAGCAUCUCUAUCAGCAACAUCGACUACGAAGGUUUCGCCAACAGCAUCAUGCCUUCCGGCCGGGGAACUCAGCUCUCGAUUGGCUCGCAGAUUCUGGAUAACCGCAACAGCUCGGCCUCGCAGACAAUCACCCUUCAGACCACUGAUGCCGUCACCGAGUCGAGGACGAUCAACACCCAGAUCCGAGCUUUGGUUGGAGGCAGCGUCGCUGUUGAAGGGAAGGUUGGCGUCCCACUCAUCAGCGAAGGUUCUGUCAGAACCGAGGUCAACUGGCAACUCGAGACAUUGAACAACGACGCUGAGAUGGUUGGAUCUACCACCACUCGUGCGGCAACCUUCGCUCUCGCCUGUCCGGCGGGCAAGUUCUGCACCGCCAAGGCUUUCUUCAUGCAAUACAAAGUCGACGUCAACAUGAAUGCGACGUUUACCGCCACUACCAAGUCCGGUUCAACUUAUAACUGGAUUCAAGGAGGCACGUACAAGGGUGCCGACAGCCUGGCCAUGCAGUUCAACGUCACUGAGGUGGACCGCAUCAGCUAG